UAUGAAGAGAGGAUAACUGAAGAUUGAUAAAAACACUUCUUGCGCCAGAGAUCACUUCGUACCAGAGAAUUUUGAUGAGUGGAUGAUCAAGACUAUGGUUGCUGAGGGUUUUUGUCUGACCUGGUAUGUAUGGUGAAGUAUUGAGGUGAUUGCUUCAGAGAUGAGGACUGGCGGAUGGUGGAACAUUUUGGCCUCAUUCACUCUAUUACAGAUGUGGAGAGAGGCAUCUGCAGUGGAAAUCCCUCCUGAUGUGAGACAGCCUCCUAUGAUAUUUAAGCAGAGUGUCCCGGACUACAUAGUGGAGCCAACGGACCCCAUCACAGUGGAGUGUGAGGCCACUGGAAAUCCUCCUCCAAUUUUCACAUGGACACGCAACGGAGUGUAUCUGAACGUGGCACGUGACCCACAGGUCAGCAUGAAGAGACGUUCUGGAACGCUGGAGAUAUAUUUUUGGGGGCGUCCAGAAGACUAUGAGGGCGUUUAUCAAUGCACUGCUACUAAUGAGUUUGGCUCGGCGAUAUCCAGUCACAUUCAUUUGCGCGUGUCAAAGGCUCGUACAUGGCUGAAGGAGUUUCUGGAGCCGGUGUCUGUGUUCGUGGGUCGUCCUUUAAUCCUGCCCUGUAAUCCUCCAGUUGGCCCACCAAAACCCCAAACCUACUGGAUGAACAGCUCUAUGGUACCAAUUCCUCAGGAUCAAAGAGUAUCGAUGGCAGAGAAUGGAGACCUGAUCUUCUCCAGUGUAAUUGUUGAAGAUGCUUUCACAAAUUAUGUCUGUACUGCCCGCUUCCCAUUCUCUAACACCAUCCAGCAGAAACCUCCACUCAUCCUUCAGGUGCACACAGCACGAAUGGCAGCUCAGACUGCUCCCAAGUUCCUAAGGCCCGGAGGAAUAGCCAGCUCUCAGAUCACGAAGCUAGGAGAAGAGCUUAUCUUGGAGUGUUUUGCUUCUGGAGUUCCCGCUCCCACCAUCAAAUGGACUAAAGACUGGGAACGGUUGCCUAUGGAAGGCAUGCAGCUGGAGAACUUCAAUAAGACCCUGCGCAUUAAGAAUAUAUCUAUGGAAGACAGAGGCGAAUACAUGUGUACUGCCAGCAACCGUAUGGGCAGUAUAGACCACACCAUCACCGUAAUAGUGAAAUCUGCUCCAUUUUGGCUUGAGAAGCCCCAAAGUCUGAUCCUGUCUCGAGAUGACAGUGGACAAAUGGAGUGUAGGGCUGAUGGAAUUCCCCGACCACAAAUACAGUGGCUGGUUAAUGGAGAACCUAUUGAAGAUGCUCCUAAGAGUCUGGGCAGACGGGUAUCAGGUGACACUCUGAUAUUUCGCUCUGUGGUGCCAGAUAGUACAGCAGUGUUCCAGUGUAACGCCUCCAACCCGUAUGGCUACAUACUAGCAAAUGCCUUUCUCACAGUGUUGGAUAUGAGGCCUCGAUUGCUGAGCAUUAGGGAUGAGAUGAUUAAAGUGACUGAGGGGACUCGGACUCUCCUGCACUGCCCAUAUUUUGGCUCGCCAAAACCAGACCUGCGCUGGUCUAAAGGUGGAAUGGGUUCAUUACAGGGAGGUCAUUACAGAGUUUACUCUAAUGGAACACUGGAAAUAAAGCGCACCAAACUGCAGGACCAGGGGGCGUAUGUCUGUGUCGCCAGCAAUGUCAUUGGACGAGAUGAGAUGCAGAUACAGCUGGAGGUCAAAGAACCCACUAAAAUUAUUCGUGCCCCCCAUAAUGUGACUGUAAUCAAAGGGGGCCUGGCACACUUUGACUGUAAGAUUCAAUCUGACCCAACGCUGGAGGUGACUGUCACAUGGCUUAAAGACAAAGCAUUCCUAAUCUUAGGAAGAAGAAUGACGAGGGAUGAGGACUCUCUGAGCAUUGCUAAUGUGUUUAAAAAAGACGAGGGCGUUUACACCUGCAGAGUGAAGACUGAAGUAGAGGAAAUCAGUGCAUCAGCCAAACUCAUUGUGAUGGACCGUCCUGACCCCCCUACUGACCUAGAGGUCUCAGAUCCAUCAGAACGGAAUGCCAGACUUACUUGGGUUCCAGGACGGAGCAACCACAGCCCUGUCAAAGAGUAUCUGGUGCAGUAUACCGAGGACCUCCUUGCAGACUACUGGCUCAUACCGAGCGCCUGGAUGAACCUGACCAGUUACCCUGGCCAACUGAAUUCAGUCAUACUGCAGCUCAGACCAUUUGUCGAGUAUCAGUUUCGGGUCAUUGCCAUCAACGCUCUCGGCUCUAGCAAACCCAGCAAGCCAUCCAUGAAUUACCAGACUGGUGGAGCUGUGCCAGAUGCAAUCCCAAGAAACAUUAAAGGAGUGGGGACGGGAGUGUUCAGAAAUAACAUUGAGAUCAGCUGGGAGCCUUUAGAGUACAGAGAGUGGAACGGGCCAAAGCUUGGCUACAUAGCAUGGUGGAGACGGCGAGACUCCAGAGAGGAAUGGAAGAACUACACAACCUACUGGUGGUGCAGUCACGUUAUUUAUGAGACUGAUACAUUUACUCCCUACGAGAUUAAAGUGCAGGCUAUCAAUUACUUCGGCCUUGGACCAGAAUCCCCUGUCGUCAUCGGCUACUCUGGAGAGGAUCGUCCAACUGCUGCUCCCACUGAUCUGCGAGUCUCAGAUGUAGAGAGUACAAAGCUGACAGUCCACUGGCAGCCUGUACCCCGAGCCAGCAUCAUGGGGGAGAUUAAAGAGUACACGGUGUACUUCUGGCGAGAGAGCAGCCGUCUGCCACAUCACAGUGUCAGCACAAGGAUGAAGUCCAAGAGUUUCAAAGCCAAUGGCCCACGGCUAUCUGGCACCCUGACCGGUCUCAUCCCCUACAGCAACUACAACAUGUACAUUGUAGUGGCCAAUAACCGCUUUGAGGGUCCUUCAAGCAACACGAUUGAGUUCCAGACACUCGAGGGAGUGCCAUCAGUGCCCAGGUCAUUCAGAGUCAUGAACAGGCAUUAUGACACCAUCUAUCUAGAAUGGGAGACACCUGCAGAACCCAAUGGUAUUCUGACUGGAUACAUCCUUAAAUACCAGACAUUAAACGUGUCAAUAGGAGAAAGGAUUCAGGCGGAGUACCUUCCCCCCAAUGCCACCUACUUCACGCUGCGCCGCUUUGACCGUUACACCCGCUAUAAGUUCACGCUGGCCGCACAGACACAGGUGGGAGUGGGAGAGUCGUUCACUGAGGAGUCACCCCAUUUUACAUCUGACGAACAUGCCCAGGAACAAGUGGACAUAGUGACUCAAGGAUGGUUCAUCGGGCUGAUGUGUGCCAUUGCACUGCUGGUUCUCAUUAUGCUCACUGUCUUCUUUAUCAAAAGAACCCGUGGAGGGAAGUACCCAGUACGAGACAAGCAAGAUUUUGCACUUGAUCAAAUGGAUGAGCGGGAGGAGGGGUCUUUUGACUACAGGUCUCUUGAAAGGAUAACUCGUAUUCCCACCCUCCCCUACUCCAGACGCGAGGAAGAGAGCCGUCAGAGCCGUCAGGGCCGCAGUAAGGGACACAUGCAGCAGAAAACAAGCAGUGAUGACAGUCUAAUGGAAUAUGGUGAUGAGGAAGAGAUUGAGUUUAAUGAAGACGGCUCAUUCAUUGGUGAAUACACAGGCAUUAGUAGGAGAAACAGGGACAGUAUCCAAUUCCACGAGAGCUCUGAGCCUACUUCGCCUGUCGCCAUCUACUCGGUCGCAUAAAGCAUGAGAAAGUGUAAAGGUGGUGGUGCCUACUGGUCUUCUACUGGUCUUCCUUCUAUUAAGGAGUUGGUUCCUGUAGGUUAACCUGAAACCAAGAUUUCACCUCAGAUGCUACUGAGCAUGGACAAGGUUUUAAUCACAACAGGGGUGAUUGUGUUCUGGACUGACUCAGCUUGUGCAGCAACAAAGGCAAACUACAGGUUAAAAGUAUGGAAGCAAGCGUUUUAGUUUACAGUGACAUCACAUGUUCUUAAUCAUUUCAUCUAAGGGUGGCAUGGUGGUAGAGUUGGAGAAAUGGGUACUACACAGCAACAUGGGUCCACCAGGUGCAUUGACCUGUCUAAAUUGCUCCCUAUGUGUGUGUCCAAGGUGUAAUCCUACAUUAUAUAAAUAAUUUACCUAAAGAGAGUAAAUUAAGAAAAUUUAAGGUCCUUUAAAUGUUGUUCCCUUCAGUAAUUACUAUUUAGACAGGCUGUUUUAUUAGCUUUGUUAGAUAUUUAUUGUGAAUAUCAUUUUAUUAUAUUUACCAGCUCUUAAUAACAUAUAAAGUCAAAUUUUCAGAGAUGAGUCAUUAGGCGCUCAGGUGGUACAGUGGGAUAUUCUGCUAGCACACCAGCGCCGAAAUUCUGAACUCCUUGGUUCGAAACUCGGUGUUGCCACUGGUCGGCUGGUCGCCAUUUAGCGGGCAUAAUUGGCAGUGCCUGCAGCAGACACGUCUGCUAGGGCGGGAUGACCGGACUAUGUGGGUAGGCUCUUCAAACGCUGUGCUUUCACACUUUUGACAUGCCAUCAUGUACAGCAAAUUUGGAAAGAAAUGUAACUGUGGUUUUGUCAGUUAUGCUCACUGAAAAUUCUAUUUUAAAAUACACAAAAAAAUUCAAAAAGUCUCUGUAUGGAAAGUGUAAUGGCCAGUGGAUGAAUCUGUUUAUCAUGUUGAUUAAAGUAAUAAGCAUGCAGGGUAAAUUUUGGCUAUAGAUGUUAAUGAGUUGGCUGAGGUUUGAGGUUUUAAUUCUUCAGCGUGAUAUUUUAAAUGACAAUGGUGCACAAAUCCAGUUUAUCAUUUACUUGUUGAGAUAAGGAACUUACCCUUAGGGAACUCCCUUUGUCUAAGGGAACUUAGACAAAUGUGUGCAAUUAGUGGAGGAACAUAGUUAUGUAGCAUUCAUAGAUGCCACUAACAAUACCUCAGUGAUGACAUAUCUAAAACUGGAUAGACAGGAUUCACAUAUACUGUACAGUUCAGCAUUUUUUUGAUAAAAUUUCUGUGUGUAUAUUUUACACAACACAGUCUGUGUAAGGACCCUGCUUGGCAGAUAGAGAGGCGCCUGUGCACAGUACUUAGGUGAAAAAGGGUUCCGCAAAGGGCUGCGCACGGGUCGGAGGAGGCGUGAGCAGCAAUAUACCCACCUCAACUGCAAUCAGGGAUCCCCCAGCAGCAGAAGACAAAUUGACUACGCUAAAUUGGGAUAAAAUGUAUAAAUAAAAUAGAAAAAAAGAGAUAAGCCAUUAAACUUUGCUUUUAAAUCUUCUAAAUGUCAUAAUAAGUCUUAUAAGACAGUCAAUUUCCCAUAGCCCAACUGUCCAAGGGUCCAGGGUGUUCUAAUUGUUGUCCAAUAGUUAUAAAUUUGGUAGUUGUUUAGUAAUGCUGAAAAUAUUAAUUCAGACCACGUUAACAUUAAACAUAUUACUAUUUAUUUCCCACAAACUGUUUGUAUAAAGUCAGUUUUGCUUUUAAACAUGUCAUGUACACCAAAUAUGCAAAGAAAUGUAACUGUGGUUUUGUCAGUUAUGCUGACUGAAAAAAGUUUCUGUAUGGGAAGUGUAAAGGCCAGUGGAUGAAUCUGUUUAUCAUGUUGAUAAAAGUAAUAAGCAUGCAGGGUAAAUUUUGGCUAUAGAUGUUAAUGAGUUGGCUGAGAUUUGAGAAUUUUAAUUCUAAGACAAUAUUUUAAAUGACAAUGGUGCACAAAUCCAGUUCUUCAUUUACGUGUUGAAAUAGGGAACUUAGACAAAUGUAUGCAAACAGUGGGGGAACAUAAGUAUGUGGCGUAACUAGGAGCUCAUGGGCCCCAGUGCAAAAAACAAAUUGGGCCCCAUAUAUAUAUAUAUAUAUAUAAGUUCAUGUGGCCCGCCUUGCGCUAAGCAAAAUAAUCUACAAUAGACUUCAAAUUGCUGAUGACAUUUGUACAUUAGGUUACGCCCCUGGUAUGUAGCAUCCAUAGAUGCCACUAACAAUACAUCAGUGAUGACAUAUCUAAAAGCCUGGAUAGAUAGGAUUCACAUAUACUGUACAGUUUAGCAUUUUUAACAUAAAGAGCAUUUGCAAAGUAACUGACCCACCAUAGCCAUUAACAAUGCCUCAGUGUUUACAUAUCUGAGACCCAGAAUAAAUAAUAAAAAGAAUCUAACCACUG
This is a messenger RNA of Trichomycterus rosablanca, 6096 nucleotides long. RefSeq names its product neurofascin homolog (chicken) b (gene nfascb). The transcript has 27 exons. Bases 161 to 3685 code for a protein of 1174 amino acids. Gene Ontology annotation, molecular function: cell-cell adhesion mediator activity. The record is from RefSeq and is a predicted model, not a curated record. Lineage: Eukaryota; Metazoa; Chordata; Actinopteri; Siluriformes; Trichomycteridae. Gene Ontology annotation, biological process: brain development; cell-cell adhesion; axon guidance. Gene Ontology annotation, cellular component: plasma membrane; axon.